Molecule: messenger RNA, 1182 nt
Organism: Emiliania huxleyi CCMP1516
Lineage: Eukaryota; Haptophyta; Isochrysidales; Noelaerhabdaceae
Exons: 2
Coding region: 1-1182 (393 amino acids)
Molecular function (GO): ubiquitin-protein transferase activity
Source: RefSeq, a predicted model, not a curated record
AUGCCGAGCGCCCUCAACCUCGCAUCCAAGGAGGCGGCCGCCCGGAAGCGCCACGAGAAGGCCGCUAAGGCUGAGCAAGCUCGAAGGAAUCUGCAGGGCACGGGCGAGAGCGACAAGAAAUUCUGGGGCGACGUGCCCGGCGCCUACGAACGCCAAUUCCUUGGAAUUAACAUCCUCCCCGGCUCCGUUGACGCCGUGCUUCCAAGCAAACGCGCGGUGAAGAACGGCUACAGCGACCUGAGCGUGCAAGUGAAGCGCGCCCGACGGAGGGCUGUUGAGCCCACUAAUCGGCUUACUUCCGAGCCGCUCGAGGAGGCCGCCGCGUCGAGCGCCGCGUCGUCGCUCGUGGUUGCUGCUGAUGAGCUCGACGAGGGCGCCUUCCUCCGGCGCUUCCUCGCCUUCCGCCAGUACGUCGAGAUGCUGCUGCAGUACCUGCCGUCCAAGACGGCGCGCAACAAGCCGUGGAGACUAACGGUCCGGCGCAACCAGCUCUGCCAAGAUGUCGUUGGGCAUUUCUCGCCCGCCAUCAAGGCGGCAGACACCAAGCUCAAGCUCUUCCAGCGCACCGAGGGGACCUUCGUUGUGCACGGCAGCAAGGAGGAGGGGGAGGACCUCGGUGGCCUGACUGUCGAGCUCUACUCUUGCUUCUUCCGUGAGGUGCUGCUCCCGGACUUCGGCCUCUUCGAGGGCGCCGGCGACGAUACGUCGACGAGCAUCGGGCUGCUGCCUUCGCCCACCGCCGACCUGCAGUCGAUGAACAACAUCGGCCGCAUCAUGUGCCGGUGCGUCCUCGACGACCAGCCCCUCGGCCGCGGGUUCGGCCGGUUCGUCUUCGAGUUUCUGGCGGACGCGCACGAGUGGCGCGUCUUCAAGGACCCGCAGUCCGCGCUCGCCGUGCUCUCCGACUUCGACCCCGAGCUCUCGCAGCGGUGGGCGCAGCUGCUCGUGCAGCCACCCGCAGGCCUGACGCUCGAUUUCUUCGACCCGGGCGCGGCGGACGAGGAGGUGCCGCCGGAGAGCGCGGCGAUGGAGAGGGCGGUGCUGGCCGGCUGCCGCCACAAGCUGCUCACGAUCCGGGAGGCGAGCCUCCGGGCACUGCGUGACGGCUUCACGAAGCCAUCGACUUGCCGCAGCCACGCCGGUCGCGUACUCGAACGACGUCGGCGACCACUCGGGCCGUAG